GAAUAAUUCAUCCCUCGACUGGUUGAAAAUGAAGAAAGCAGCGCUGAUGGUUUGGAUCAGCCUGUUGGUACAAGUGUCCCACGGUGCUCAGGGUCAUUACGCCCGAAAACUUCUGAAUGACCUAAUGGAGGACUACUCCAACGCUCUGAGGCCAGUGGACGACACAGACAAAGCCCUCAAUGUCUCCCUGCAGAUCACCCUAUCACAGAUCAAAGAUAUGGAUGAGAAGAACCAGGUGCUAACCACAUACCUGUGGAUCAGGCAGGUCUGGCAUGAUCCCUACCUGAAGUGGGACAAGGAUGACUAUGACGGCCUUGAGAUGAUCAACAUCCCCAGUGACCUGGUCUGGAAGCCGGACAUUGUCCUCUACAACAAGGCAGAUGAUGAUUCUUCAGAAUCAUCCAGCACGAAUGUGAAGCUGCGUUAUAACGGAGAGAUCACCUGGGACUCUCCAGCAAUCACAAAGAGCACAUGUGUAGUGAACGUCGCCUACUUCCCCUUCGACACGCAGCAUUGCAAACUCACCUUCGGCUCCUGGACUUAUAAUGGAAACCAGGUGGACAUCAGUUUGGCGAUGGACAGCGGUGACGUGUCUGACUUUGUGCCGAACGUGGAGUGGGAGUUACACGGCAUGCCGGCAGUUAGAAACGUCAAGUUGUACGGUUGCUGCUCCGACCCUUACACAGAAAUCACCUACACUCUGCAUCUGAAGCGCCGCUCCUCUUUCUACAUUUUCAACUUGCUCCUGCCCUGCUUCCUCAUCUCGUUCCUGGCCCCACUGGGCUUCUACCUGCCGGCUGACUCGGGGGAGAAGGUUUCCCUCGGGGUCACGGUGCUGCUGGCGCUCACUGUGUUCCAGUUGUUGGUGGCUGAGAGCAUGCCUCCUGCAGAGAGCAUGCCCUACAUAGGGAAGUACUACAUAGCCACCAUGACUAUGAUCACAGCCUCGACCUCUCUCACUAUCUUCAUCAUGAACAUUCAUUUCUGUGGUGCUGAAGCCAAGCCGGUCCCUCACUGGGCUAAGGUGCUCAUCAUAGACUACAUGUCCAAAAUCUUCUUUGUCUACGAGGUAGGGGAGAACUGCACUACUCCGGAGAGUGAGAGGACCCCGCUGUACCCCGAGGAACCUGCGAAUGAUAAGGGCAGCUACUUCGACGACUAUCAUCAUGACAGCGACCCGUACAAGUACAGCAACGGUCACAGCGUGCAUCAUCACAACAAGCAUCACAAAGGCCAGGCGAACGGCAACGCCAACAACAGCCGUAACCAUUACAACAACCAUAAUAACCACGCCUCCAGGCUGGAGAGGGGCGAGGGGAAGCGAGAGCCCACACAGAGAUAUCAUCACAUCAGGAGGGACGGACUAGACUACCAGGCCCCUUCUCAUCCACAAAACCUCCAGCACCUGAACGGAGGGCUGAAGGAGCAGCUCCUCUUUCCAACAGAGAAACUUCAGGUCCCAGCCUGCCCCUGCUGCUGCCCCUGCCUCCAACACAAACAGGUGGUGAAGAACAUCCAGUACAUCACCAACUGCUUCCGCGAGCAGAGAGCCACUUGUGUCAAGGUCGCAGAGUGGAAGAAGGUGGCCAAGGUGAUGGAUAGGUUCUUCAUGUGGAUCUUCUUCAUCAUGGUGUUCCUUAUGAGCAUCCUCAUCAUCGCCAAGGCGUCCUGA
Molecule: messenger RNA, 1672 nt
Organism: Centropristis striata (black sea bass)
Lineage: Eukaryota; Metazoa; Chordata; Actinopteri; Perciformes; Serranidae
Gene: chrna9a
Product: cholinergic receptor, nicotinic, alpha 9a
Exons: 7
Coding region: 29-1672 (547 amino acids)
Biological process (GO): regulation of membrane potential; chemical synaptic transmission; signal transduction
Cellular component (GO): neuron projection; synapse; postsynaptic membrane
Molecular function (GO): transmembrane signaling receptor activity; acetylcholine-gated monoatomic cation-selective channel activity
Source: RefSeq, a predicted model, not a curated record